CUUGAAUCAUUCACCCGUUCAGUUAGAUCCACUUAACUUUUAUUUAAAUUAACGGCUAUUUUAAAAUUAUCUGAAUAACAGCAACGAUAUGGCAUGUUCCACUUCUGCAUCCUUGCCGUUUUUGGUAGCGAUACUUUGCUGUCUCUGCAGCAUGACAGCUACCGGACAAGACUGGCCUUCUCUCCCUGCCGCACCUCAGUCCAGACAAAUGUACGUGGCUACUCCUCAAUUCUACAACUACUACAAUCCCUACGCCAGCAUGAUGCCGGUGGUUUACUCCUAUCAAGCUUCUGGUUUUCCAAUUUUUCAUCCAGCAGCAGCCACAGGUGAAUCAGUUGUUGAGGUGGCUGAACGUGGUUUUAGAGUAUCUGUGAACAUACUUCCAGCACCCACAGAGUGCAUUUCUGACGCCGCUGCAACCGAAGGAUUGGUCCCUUGUUUGAAAACCACAGCAUCGAAUCAUGGAUCUCUUCUUAUUAAAAUGCCCACAGCCAAACAAAUCGCAGUUUUUGGAAUCGUGCUGCGUUUUUCAGAUUACAGAAUUACGCUCAGGUGUUCAGAGAUGACUGGUGUGGCAGCCUUUACGAAAACUGGUCCAAUUAAUGCACCUUCCGACACGCCUAGAACCGAGACAGGAGCUAUGCAACUUGUGGUGACUAGUACGGCAGACAACGGAUUAAUGAAAUGCACUUGGUAAGAUAUUAGUGUGGCUGUUCAUGUGCUGCUCAUGCUGCUCAUAAGUACAUGAAUACAGCCUAGUUCUGGCAGUACAAUCCAGCUUCGAAUCGUUUACAUCCAUCUAUGACAAAAUUGGCAUGUCAUGAUGGACAGCAGAACCGCUUAUAUAAUUUAAUUCUAUCUCGCCCAAAAAAGAUUCCAGUUUAGAUGAAUGCAAUAAUUUAAUAGAAAUGUAUAAUAUACCCCCAUCGACCGAAUUGUUUCAAUAAAUGAACCAACUCUGGAGUGCA
Daphnia pulicaria is the source of this 968-nucleotide messenger RNA. RefSeq lists its product as uncharacterized. The transcript has 5 exons. The record is from RefSeq and is a predicted model, not a curated record. NCBI's taxonomy places the organism in Eukaryota, Metazoa, Arthropoda, Branchiopoda, Diplostraca, Daphniidae. The coding region runs from base 89 to 697 and encodes 202 amino acids.